CUUUCUUGUUUCGGUGGUAACAACAAAACAGGACCAGUAAAACAUGUUGAAAAAAAUUAUCUUAUUCUAAACUCAUUAUAUAUUGAAUCGAAGGAGAUAUUUUUUCAUUAUUUACUAAUUCGUGUGUUUGUUCGUGUGUUUGCGAACAAAGUAUUUUGUAUGUUUGUGGUUUUGCUGAAACCUUUGUUUUGUUGUUGCUGUUGUGUUCGCUCGCUUCGCAGUGGCGGCAACCAGCCACGCCGCACCGCAUUUGAUUUGGGAAAGGCUGUAAAUGGAUGUAAAGUGCUUAUCAUGGCAGUGCUAAAGAAGCUUGCUAUUGGAGGUGUCAGAAGUUUUGGUGCUGAUGACGCCGAUCAUCAGUUUAUCGACUUUGACAAGCCGUUUACCUUGAUUCUGGGUCGUAAUGGUUGUGGUAAAACCACAAUUAUAGAAGCUCUGAAGUAUGCAUGUACUGGGACUUUUCCUGCGGGUCAAGGUAGCAGUUUCGUCAGAGAUCCAAAACUAGACAGGCGUAUUGAGACUAGGGCUCAGAUCAAAUUGCAGUUUAUAUCUUGUCAGGGUAAUGAGACUGUGGUUGCCAGAUUACUUCAAUCUACGCAGAAAGUGAAAAACAUUUCAACCACAGCAAUGGAUUCAACUAUUUCAAUUACCAUGAAAAAUGGGAAGAAAAAUCAACUCAGUGGUCGCUGUGCAGAUAUUGAUGAGCUUAUGGGUCAGCACUUGGGUGUGUCCAAACCAAUUCUGAACUAUGUCAUUUUUUGUCAUCAAGAGGAAUCCUUCUGGCCGUUAGAUGAAGGUAAGAAAGUUAAAGAAAGGUUUGAUGAAAUAUUUGACUCAUCCAGUUACAAUAAGUGUUUAGAGCAAAUACGAAAAAUAAGGAACGAUUCACUUCCUAAUAUUCGUAUUGAGAAGGAAAAACUAAAAAAUCUGAAGCAAAAUGUAGGGAUUCGUAGACAGAAAGUUGGUGAGCUAGAAUUCCUGAUCAAGGAAAGAGAUAAAUUGGAACAGGAAAUUAUUGAUUCAGGAGAUCAAAGUGCAGAGAUGACGCGAGAACUUAACUCCUGGUCUAAGCGUUAUGAUGCUUACAGGGUUGUUCAGAAAGAAAAAGAUUCACUUAAAACUGAAUUGCAUGGUUUAAAAAGUAAGAGGGACAGCCAUAAAGAAUUUAUAAGUGUCCCUUUUAGUGGAACUAAAGAGGAGCUUGAACAAGUAAUCAAAAAUUUUGAUGAUGAACUCGAUUCCAAAAGAAGAAGGCUUGACGACAUUGGGCGAGACAAAGGACGUGUGGAUCGAACUGAACAGAUUACUCUCAAAGAAAAGUCGAUUGUUGAAAACAAAAUAGGUAAACUUGAAGCAGAUAAAGAUCGUGAACAGGACACUCAAAAAGAAAGAAAUUCUAAGCUCUCAAGUCUGGCAUCAGCACUUGGACUGCCAGCAUUGAAGACCAAAGCAAGUGAGAAUGAUGUUAAUGACUUCACAAACAGUUUAAAAAAAGAAAUAAACACCCUGGCAAGUUCUAUUUCCUCAUUGAAAGUUGCUAAUGAAAGAGAGCAAAAUGCACUUCAAGUAGAAAUUCAAAAACAUCGUGAUGCAGGAACCAAGCUUGAGGCUGAAAUAAAUAUGAAGACUGCUUCUAUCAAACAAAAUUAUAAAGAAAUAGAAGAAAAGGAGCAGUUGCUGAAGUCUGUUAACACUAAACUGGCUAAAAAGCAAGAGAUUGAUAAAGAUUUGGAAAAAUGGCAUGAGAGGCACAAUAAUGCACUAUUAGAGGAAGAUUCUGAAUCAUUGUCUAGUGCUAUUGCAAAGCUCAAGAGUGAUACUGAAAACUUAGAGAGCCAACAAAAUAAAUUGUCUACAGAAGUUCGUGAGAUUGCCAAACACCAAGAAUUCAGAAAAGCAUUAGAAACUGAUGAAAAGAAGUUUACUGACCAACAGAAUAUAAUACGCAAACUCAGAUCAAAGAAUGAAGAUUUCAUUUCAUGCCACCUCAGUGACUCUGAUGACAGUACUUUGAAGCAUAAAUUUGAUUUGCUUGUUCAAAAAUUUAAAAAACAAUAUGAUAAAUUGAUAAAUGAAUGCCAUGAAAAAAAGAAAGAAGAGUCAUCAUUGCAGAAAGAUCUUGAGAUUAGUCGCAAUACACUUAAAAAGAAGAAAGAGGAAUUGGACCAACACAAGGAUAAGAUCUAUGAAGAAUGUGGUAGAACUGAUCUGGAAACUGUUCUGAAAAAAACUAAAGAAGGCAUUGAAACUUUGCAGAAUGACAAAGGACUCUACACUGCUUCUGCAGUGGUUACUAGAGGUUACAUUCAGGAUUUAAAGAAGAGAGACCCAUGCUGUCCUUUAUGUGAUCGGUCCUUUGACAAUGAGGAAGAGCCUUUCAGUCUUGUUCAAACUCUAGAGUUGAGGUUGGAUGGUAUGCCAGAAAAAAUUGGUGAAGUAACUGAGAAAUUAGUAGAACUUCAAAGCAAACAGGAAAGACUGUUGGAGCUGAAGCCCCUCCAAAACACCAUCAGUGAACUCCAAGAAACAGUGAUUCCUAAUCUAGAGACAGCAAUCACAGAUUGUGAAGAUAAGUUGGGAGAAAUGAAUGGCUUAAUAGCCUCUCUUGAGUUAUCGAAAAGUGAGGCUGCAGAGAACAUGAGUAGGGCUGAAAAACUUGGUGUUGAUAUUUAUGACAUAGAUCGUAGCCAGAAAGAAUGUAAGCAGCUCUCCCGGGUGAUUGAAAAACUUAAAAAAGAUCAUCAUUUCAGUGCUACGUCUCGGAACUUGGAUGAAGCACUUGCUGAACAAGAGGUAGUUCGAGUUGACCUUCUUGUUAAACGUAAAGACAAAAAUGACAAGGAAGCAAGACUGAGGAGUUACGAAAAAAAAAUCAAUGAUAUCAACCAGACAAUCAAUUCCUUAACCGCUGAGCAGUUGAAAAUAAAAGAAUUCAUCCAACAAGAAGAUGCUCUUAAAGAACGUGUUGAGGAUUUAAAAACUUUGAAUAGUGCAUUAGAAAACGAGAAGGAGGAAUUGAAUGUAAAAUUGAAACCUGCGCAAGAGGAGCAAUGCUGUGCAGAAAAAAAACUGGCUACAGUUAAACAACUUCAGAAAAAGAGUCUAGAAGACAUGGAGAAAAAGAAAGGAGAUGUAGACCGAGAAAUGGGAGUUAUCACUGAGCUGCAAAAAACAUUACUCAAUUUUAAAAAUCAGAAAAUAUCAGAAAUGCUUAUUGAAUAUAAGGAGAAGAAUGAGAGUUUUGCUUCCAAAUUAGAUUCAAUCAAAGAGGAGAGAGAAGCACUUAAUCUUGAAAGUAAAAAGUUAUCCAGUCUUAUUGGUAACCAUACUCGAGAGAGGAAGGAAAUGGAUGAAAAUUUAAAGUUAAUUGAAGUUGAGAAAAUGAUUGCGCAGCAGGAGGUACGACUGAAGGAGAAGACUGAGGAGCUGGGAUCCUGGGAUAUUAAAACUAUUGAAGAUAAGUGUGUGGAGUUUCAAGGAAAACGUCAAGAUCUUGUUUCAAAGGUUAAAAAAUUAGAGGGUACCCUAAUAGGGAAAAAUGAAAAUAUUGAUUCUCGUAAAAAAGAGUUAAAUCUUGACACUUUCAAAACAGUUGAACAAAAAUAUAAAGAGAAAUUUAUACAAGUAGCGGUCAUGGAAAAUGUUGAAAAAGAUCUCCAGAAAUACUACUCUGCACUUGACCAUGCCCUUCAAAAAUUUCACAAGGACCGUAUGGACAAAGUUAAUAAGAGCAUUAGGGAGUAUUGGCGACUGAUAUAUAAAGGAAAUGACAUUGAUUAUAUUGAAAUCAAGACUGAUGAAUCAACCCCUUCAGCUGCAACAAAUUCCACAGAUAAAAGAAAGGCCUACAAUUACCGUGUUGUUCAAGUUAAAAGUGGGACUGAAAUUGAUAUGAAAGGUCGAUGCAGUGCAGGUCAAAAGGUGCUUGCUUGCCUUAUUAUCAGGAUGGCUCUCUCUGAAACUUUCAGCAUGAACUGUGGUAUUCUCACUCUUGAUGAACCAACCACAAAUUUGGACAGACAGAAUAUUCAAAGUCUGUGCCAAGCUAUUACUGAAAUUGUGAAUGAUCACGAAGGUAGUAAAAACUUCCAACUGAUUGUCAUCACUCAUGACCAUGAGUUCUUAAAUGCCAUGGCCACUGUAGACUCCUUCCCGCAUUACUGGGAAGUAUCUCGAAACAAUCAGUGCAAGUCUCAAAUAAGGUUGAAGCAUGUCACAAGAGUAUAGUAGAUUUUAUGUAUUUUUAACCUCUCUUAAUGUAUUGAAUCUUUAAAUCAAAAAUGUCAGUAUUCCGUCAAAGUUAAUUAUAUGUGUUUUUAAUAUCUUCAA
Messenger RNA from Frankliniella occidentalis (western flower thrips), 4329 nucleotides. RefSeq names its product DNA repair protein RAD50 (gene rad50). NCBI's taxonomy places the organism in Eukaryota, Metazoa, Arthropoda, Insecta, Thysanoptera, Thripidae. The record is from RefSeq and is a predicted model, not a curated record. Gene Ontology annotation, biological process: telomere maintenance via telomerase; telomere maintenance via recombination; chromosome organization involved in meiotic cell cycle. Gene Ontology annotation, cellular component: nucleus; Mre11 complex; condensed nuclear chromosome. The coding region runs from base 160 to 4227 and encodes 1355 amino acids. Gene Ontology annotation, molecular function: G-quadruplex DNA binding; single-stranded telomeric DNA binding; double-stranded telomeric DNA binding. The transcript is spliced from 19 exons.